Messenger RNA from Rhinocladiella mackenziei CBS 650.93, 600 nucleotides. RefSeq lists its product as uncharacterized. The transcript has a single exon. The coding region runs from base 1 to 600 and encodes 199 amino acids. Lineage: Eukaryota; Fungi; Ascomycota; Eurotiomycetes; Chaetothyriales; Herpotrichiellaceae. The record is from RefSeq and is a predicted model, not a curated record.
AUGGCCGCGCACACCAUCAGUUCCUUCGGAUGUUUCGUAUUUGGAAACUUCUUUGGAUCUCACGCAACAUAUGCGCUCAGUACCUGCCUCAUUGUCUGCAUUCUUCUUAUCAUUCGGCGGUCUCGUCUUCGAACUCCGGCCUCCGACACAGAAAAUUGUACUUCGUACUCAAUCAUCAACAAGCAGAGCCUUGAAAAACAAGAUCUGCAUCUCAAGAACUCAAAUAUUCCAUACCAACAAGCCCCCGUUAUUGAGUUUCUGGAUUCCUUUGCCGAUAUUGAAUGCCUCAAACCUCCUUUUUUGACAAGUGGGGUUUUAGCGGCAAAGGCAGAUGUUGAAAGAGCAGAGCGGGCAGCUUACGGAAAGAAGGAACAGAUGAUGGAGGUAGUGGGGGAACCUCGAGAUCUGCAGGUUAGGUCCAGCUGUGUUUUCGAGGAUCAGCAAGCUCCAUGGAGAAGACAUUCAUAUCCACUUGCUCAGGGCCAGAGCGGACCAUUACACGACAAUUCAAAGCACGACGAGACGGAACAUUUCUGUGAUGACCAUGAUGCGGGUAUCAUUUGGCGGCGGAGAACUAUGAUCUUCCAGGAGAAGGUUUGA